AUGACCACCUUUAGUGAAGGCAACAGAAUAGAGUAUGCUGAAGAUGAGUCUUACCAGCCAAUAUUGCAAGACAAAAGAUCAUUCUCGGCGGAGCCAGUGAGUUCUGAACUUGAAGAACUGUUAUCUGACGUGGAAUUAUCCCGCUAUCAAAGAAUCGUAAGGGCCACCUCGAUUGAGCUCAAAAUCCUUUCUCGUCUAGCAGCACCAGCAAUUGUGGUUUACUUGCUCAAUUUUUUUGUUUCCAUAUCCACCCAAAUUUUCUGCGGUCAUCUUGGCAAUCUUGAACUUGCUGCUGCCUCUCUUGGAAAUACUGGUGUCCAAGGCUUCAUCUUUGGCGUUAUG
Molecule: messenger RNA, 342 nt
Organism: Dovyalis caffra
Lineage: Eukaryota; Viridiplantae; Streptophyta; Magnoliopsida; Malpighiales; Salicaceae
Source: the annotation of a GenBank genome assembly